Messenger RNA from Psammomys obesus (fat sand rat), 733 nucleotides. RefSeq names its product troponin I1, slow skeletal type (gene Tnni1). The transcript has 7 exons. The record is from RefSeq and is a predicted model, not a curated record. Gene Ontology annotation, biological process: muscle contraction. NCBI's taxonomy places the organism in Eukaryota, Metazoa, Chordata, Mammalia, Rodentia, Muridae. Gene Ontology annotation, cellular component: troponin complex.
AUGCCGGAAGUGUAAAGGAAAUCCAAGAUCACUGCCUCCCGCAAACUCAUGCUCAAGAGCUUGAUGCUAGCCAAGGCUAAGGAGUGUUGGGAGCAGGAACACGAGGAGCGAGAGGCCGAGAAGGCACGCUACCUAGCAGAGCGCAUCCCCACACUGCAGACCCGUGGCCUGUCCCUCAGCGCCCUUCAGGACUUGUGCCGAGAGCUCCAUGCCAAGGUGGAGGUGGUGGAUGAGGAACGAUAUGAUAUUGAAGCCAAAUGCCUCCACAACACGAGGGAGAUUAAGGACCUGAAGCUCAAGGUGCUGGACCUCCGAGGGAAGUUCAAGCGUCCACCCCUGCGCAGGGUUCGUGUCUCAGCCGACGCCAUGCUCCGAGCUCUACUGGGCUCCAAGCACAAGGUGUCCAUGGACUUACGGGCCAACCUCAAGUCUGUGAAGAAAGAAGACACAGAAAAGGAGCGGCCAGUGGAGGUGGGAGACUGGAGGAAGAAUGUGGAAGCCAUGUCUGGCAUGGAAGGCCGCAAGAAGAUGUUUGAUGCAGCCAAGUCCCCAACCUCCCAAUAGAGGUGCCUCGAGAGCUCUUCUGCCCCGGGCACUCAGAAGAAGUUGGCUUGCUGUGUGGCACUCUGGGGUCGUGCUUUGGUCUCCUCCCAGCCCCACCCACCUGUCUUUCAGCCCAUGCCUGGAGCAUCCCUGCUAUGCCCUCCCUCCAGCCUAUAUGCCCACCUCUGGA